Molecule: messenger RNA, 945 nt
Organism: Fonsecaea nubica
Lineage: Eukaryota; Fungi; Ascomycota; Eurotiomycetes; Chaetothyriales; Herpotrichiellaceae
Exons: 2
Coding region: 1-945 (314 amino acids)
Source: RefSeq, a predicted model, not a curated record
AUGGUCGCGGCAAAACCUCCCCAGUCUAGAUCCGGGUCAUCGAGUCUCAGCACGGGACCCGCGACGCUCGAACCGCGGAUAAAACAAGUAUCACAGACCACGAUCCGCAAGAAAUGGAGACCUCUACCGCCCUCGUCGCAGGAGAAGGUUAGGCAGCUCUUCCUGAAUGUCAAGACGAGGAGAUCUGGUGCCGGUGGGAACGGCAGGAUUCCACCGGUUGGCAAAAUGCGCAACAACGACAACGCAAAGAUGCCAAAGAGGAACGCGACGAUGGCCAGUGUCAGGGAGGAUGAGUACGAGAAAGCCGUGGAGGAGGUUGCUGAAAAACUACUCGCCCGCCUACCCCGAAUGCCAUUCCCACAGACAAAUGCAUCCACAGUGGAUGAUUCGCCAUUUGAUCUUUCUGCGACUCUCGCCCGCAUUGCCACCCUGCAGUCCCAGUUAACGACAAACCUCCAAUCUGCGCAGCUUCUCCGGCGGCAGAUCAACCGAGAGAAACUCGCCCUGAAGAGGGACCGCGCUCAAUUGAAAACGCUCGAGGAAGGCUUCAAAAGCAGCGAGGCGCUGAGGCGGAAGAAGGAGAGGGGCCUGCAUCCGAUAGCGAAGAACUUGCACAGGGAAGAAGACGAGGACGAGGGCGGCAGAGAAGCUGAAUUGCGGGAGGAGGUCGAGCGCGUCAACAACAUUGCAGGAAUCUUCCCCGUGAAUCAGAGGACAUCCGCCAUGUCGGAGUCAAUGACCUGCUCGCCUCCAACACUGAGUCCCGGCUCAGACGACGACCCGGAACUGAGUUUGCUGCUCGACCAACUGCGGAGCCAUCUCCUCAGCAUGCAGAACAACACGGCAAGCAUGCUGCCUGUAUUAGCGGCUAUGGAUGAGACCAAGGUCACGUUGGACAAAUUUGCUGCCCGCCACGGGAUCGGAAAUAGUCUUGGAAACACUUGA